AUGGCAAGCAGUAUCCCAGCUACAGACCCCGCGGUGUAUGCUUCCUAUCAAGCGAAAUGGGCUGCGCUCCCGGACACUGCAGAUGCGUGGUUAGCUCGGGCGCGCGAGGUAGCCGACGUCCUGGCACAGGACGCCGCUCAACGGGACCAAGAGAACAAGUCACCACGCGCCGAGGUUGCGCUUCUCAAGCACUCUGGCUUGCUUAAGGUCCUUGGGCCUAAGAAGUAUGGUGGUGGCGAACAGCCUUGGUCGGUAGGUUACCAGACUAUUCGCGAAGUCGCGAAGGCAGACGGCUCAAUUGGAAUGCUUCUGGGCUAUCACCUUCUCUGGUCGACCACUGCUAAUGUGGUUGGGACCCCCGAACAAAUCGAACGCACUCACGAGACGAUCAUCAAGAACAAUUAUUUUGUCGGCGGAGCUGUAAACCCGCGCGACAGCGAUCUGAAAAUCACUGCAGAAGGGGACCAUAUCGUGUUCAAUGGCCAAAAGUUCUUCAACACCGGUGGUGUCGUCUCUGACCUAACAGUCCUUGAAGGUGUCCUGGAGGGCACCGAUGGUCAUAUCUUUGCCCUCGUGCCAACCGUGCAGCCUGGAAUCAAGUUCGCCCACAAUUGGCACAACAUCGGUCUGCGGCUGACCGAGUCUGGUGGUGUCAAGAUCGAGAAUGUUCGAGCUCCCUGGAGCGAUGCUCUCGGCUGGGACCCUAGUACCAAGAAGCCCAGGGACGAUAUUUUACAGAUUCCUUUUGCUUCUCUGUUGUUACCAACUAUUCAGCUUGUGUUCAGCAACUUCUACUUGGGUAUUGGCAUCGGUGCGCUCGAGUUUGCCGCGAAAUACACCAAGCAGCACACCCGUGCCUGGCCCUUUGGCGGAGACAACAAGGACUCCGCCACUGAAGAAUUCUACGUCCUCGAGAGAUACGGCAACUUUUUCGCUCACCUGCGGGCUGCGGAAGCCUUAGCCGACCGGGCUGGCGAGAAGGCGUCCGAAGUGUAUAACCAGUACGGCGCCAACCGAGCCGCUCUCACAGCCGAAGCGCGUGGAGAAUUGGCCGAGUGGGUCGCUAGUGUCAAGGUAGUCACAACUGACACUGGACUCCGCGUGACCUCUGGAGUAUUCGAAGUCACUGGAGCCCGCGCAACCUCGUUGAAGGUGGGACUUGAUCGGUUCUGGCGCGACAUCCGCACACACACCCUGCAUGAUCCCGUGGCGUAUAAGAAUCGGGAACAGGGACGGUAUGCGCUCCUGCAUGAGUACCCCGCGCCUUCAUGGUACACCUAA
Molecule: messenger RNA, 1281 nt
Organism: Penicillium chermesinum
Lineage: Eukaryota; Fungi; Ascomycota; Eurotiomycetes; Eurotiales; Aspergillaceae
Product: thermophilic desulfurizing enzyme family protein
Exons: 3
Coding region: 1-1281 (426 amino acids)
Biological process (GO): L-leucine catabolic process
Molecular function (GO): flavin adenine dinucleotide binding; 3-methylbutanoyl-CoA dehydrogenase activity
Source: RefSeq, a predicted model, not a curated record